Molecule: messenger RNA, 920 nt
Organism: Westerdykella ornata
Lineage: Eukaryota; Fungi; Ascomycota; Dothideomycetes; Pleosporales; Sporormiaceae
Exons: 1
Coding region: 68-604 (178 amino acids)
Biological process (GO): translational termination
Cellular component (GO): mitochondrion
Molecular function (GO): translation release factor activity
Source: RefSeq, a predicted model, not a curated record
GAAGCUUUCUGUAUCCAAUUCCAUUACAAUGAACCAUUCCAGCAUUCUCCAGCCCUAACCGCCACUCAUGCUACCUCCCUCUCUCCUCCGACUUCCCCUCCGCCUUCCCUCCUCCCCCUCGUCCCUCUCCCACCUCCGCUCCCCCAUCCGCGCCUUCACGACCACAUCCCUCAACCUCCAAAAGCACUUUCCCCCUCGCCUCGUCAUCCCAGACAGCGACAUCGAAGAGAACUUCCUCAAAGGCAGCGGGCCCGGCGGCCAGAAAAUCAACAAGACCUCGUCCGCCGUCCAGCUCAAGCACCUCCCCACGGGCAUCGUCGUGAAAUGCCAGGAGACGCGGUCGCGCAGCCAGAACCGCAAGCUGGCGCGGAAGACGCUGGCGGAGAGGGUGGAGGAGCUGAUGUUGGGGGAUGAGGCGAGGACGAGGGUGAAGGCGAGGGAGAGGAGUAGGAAGAAGGCGAGUGCGGAGAAGAAGAAGCGGAGGAAGUAUAGGGCUUUGGAGGAGGCGAAGGCAGCGGAGGGGACGGAGGGAGGGGGUGAGGGGGAUGGGGAUGCCGCUGUGGAGAUGGAGAAGGAUACCAUUGAGCCUGGAAAGGGUGGGUGAGCACGGCAUAGCUUUGGAUCUUGAUACACUAUAUAGGGAGCGAGUUGGGCCUGCGAGCCUUUGCGAGAAGGAGAAGUGAUUGUCGGUGACGAGGCUCUUCACAUUACAGCUGGAGAGGAUGAAGUUAUUUAUGUAGAUAGUAGAGCUAUGAGCUUCCGCGGGAAAGGGCAGUACGCACCACGAGAAGACUCUUCACAGGGCCUGAAGAUGAGGAACAGUUGCCGGACAUGUAGACAAGGCGCGACAGCUUUGAGAGGAAGCCAUGCGAAUGGUCAGAUAGUGUUAGAUAAAUCUCUGACGAGAAUGCACACCAGAG